Molecule: messenger RNA, 801 nt
Organism: Cladocopium goreaui
Lineage: Eukaryota; Dinophyceae; Suessiales; Symbiodiniaceae
Source: the annotation of a GenBank genome assembly
AUGGACUUGGAGGAGGGCCUUCGUUCCCUGAGCUCCGCAGGGAAUGUCUUGAGCUGCGAAGAGCUGUGCCGCCUCAAGGCUGGAUUGAUGCUGCUGAAAGCCAACGAGAAGGGGAAGGCCGUUUCCUUCUGGGGCAAAAUCCUGGGCAAGGAGUCCGACUACUACAUUGCGUGUGCGAUUGCUGCAUCCAAAGACAUGUACCCGGCGAAGUGCUUCUACUAUGCCGGGGAGGAUUUCAAUUUCACGCCAUUGCCUGAAUUGACUGAGGAGGUUGGUGAAGCAGUGCAGGGACUCCAAUUGACAAGCCCACUGACGGGCAAGCCCACUGCCAUGCUCGAGACAGUGGAAGGUUCCGAAAGUCAAGCCACAUUGAACGAGCUUCAACGCUUGGCCUUACUGGUGCAGGAGAUUGAUUUCGAUACGGCCUGCGUGCCCAAAGGCGCUCAUUGCUUGACCGAGGCGCAGGAAGUAGUGCCAAACAGCUCCUUCGGUGGCUUAGAGCCGGCCAAGGCCGCUUCAUUGGCCAAUUACGUGCACUUCAGACCUCCUGCCAGUGUCGUGAGCUUGAAGGCUCAGGCUUCAAACGAUUUGGAGUACCACGCCAAUUUCCUGGAGCCCUUGGAGGCGGAUCUGCCCAAAGGAUGUUGGGCCGUGCGCCAGGAUCCUGCCACUGCCUCCGUGACGCUGCGCUCCUUGUUAUGGCCCGGCUAUUCGGCGUUUCACAUGCCCGGCACCGGAAAGUUCGGAGGGGUCUACUUUGGCUAUGCCUCCAAGAACAACGACUUGGCCUUCCUGAUCUGA